Messenger RNA from Miscanthus lutarioriparius, 2658 nucleotides. The record is from the annotation of a GenBank genome assembly. NCBI's taxonomy places the organism in Eukaryota, Viridiplantae, Streptophyta, Magnoliopsida, Poales, Poaceae.
AUGGCGGACUCGCCGGUGGAGCUGCCGAGCCGGCUCGCCAUACUGCCCUUCCGCAACAAGGUGCUGCUCCCUGGCGCCAUCGUGCGGAUCCGCUGCACAAACCCCAGUAGUGUGAAGCUGGUGGAGCAAGAGCUCUGGCAGAAGGAAGAGAAAGGCCUGAUCGGGGUACUUCCUGUGCGAGACUCGGAGGCAACAGCUGUUGGCUCUUUGCUGUCUCCUGGUGUGGGCAGUGAUUCAGGUGAAGGAGGCAGUAAGGUUGGCGGUUCUGCAGGAGAGUCAUCAAGGCAGGACACAAAAAAUGGGAAGGAGCCCAUUCACUGGCACAGCAAGGGAGUUGCUGCCAGAGCUUUACACCUUUCCAGAGGGGUGGAGAAGCCAAGUGGAAGGGUUACAUACAUUGUUGUUCUUGAAGGUCUAUGUAGGUUCAACGUUCAGGAACUAAGUGCAAGAGGACCAUACCAUGUUGCCCGUGUUUCACGCCUUGACAUGACAAAGACUGAAUUGGAGCAGGCAGAGCAAGACCCAGAUCUUAUCGCUCUUUCUAGGCAGUUUAAAGCUACUGCCAUGGAACUAAUUUCUGUUCUAGAACAGAAGCAGAAGACGGUUGGUAGGACAAAGGUGCUUCUUGAUACAGUUCCUGUUUACAGGCUAGCUGAUAUUUUUGUUGCUAGCUUUGAGAUGAGUUUUGAGGAGCAGCUUUCGAUGCUGGAUUCAGUUGACUUGAAAGUUAGACUUUCCAAGGCAACUGAACUUGUAGACAGACACCUGCAGUCCAUUCUUGUAGCUGAGAAAAUAACGCAAAAGGUUGAGGGGCAGCUAUCAAAGUCGCAAAAAGAAUUUCUACUGCGCCAGCAGAUGAGGGCCAUAAAAGAGGAACUUGGUGAUAACGAUGAUGAUGAAGAUGAUGUGGCUGCACUGGAAAGAAAGAUACAGAAUGCAGGAAUGCCUGCUAAUAUUUGGAAGCAUGCUCAAAGGGAAAUGAGGCGCCUACGAAAGAUGCAACCUCAGCAACCUGGUUAUAGUAGCUCUCGAGCCUACUUGGAACUUCUUGCUGACCUUCCUUGGCAAAAGGUCAGUGAAGAAAGGGAGCUUGACCUUAGAGCUGCAAAAGAGAGCCUUGAUCAGGAUCAUUAUGGACUAACAAAAGUUAAGCAAAGGAUUAUUGAGUAUUUGGCUGUUCGUAAGCUUAAACCUGAUGCCAGGGGUCCAGUGCUGUGUUUUGUUGGACCACCUGGUGUUGGGAAGACAUCUUUGGCCUCCUCCAUAGCAAAGGCCCUGAACAGAAAAUUCAUAAGAAUCUCUCUUGGUGGUGUAAAGGAUGAAGCUGAUAUUAGGGGCCACCGAAGGACAUAUAUUGGAAGCAUGCCAGGGAGACUUAUUGAUGGACUAAAGAGGGUAUCUGUGAGCAAUCCAGUGAUGCUUCUAGAUGAAAUUGACAAGACUGGUUCUGAUGUACGUGGUGAUCCAGCAUCAGCACUACUAGAAGUUCUUGACCCUGAGCAGAACAAAGCAUUCAACGAUCACUAUUUGAAUGUGCCGUUCGACCUGUCGAAAGUCAUAUUUGUUGCAACUGCCAAUAGGAUGCAACCUAUACCCCCUCCUCUGUUAGAUAGGAUGGAAGUCAUUGAGCUGCCAGGCUACACACCCGAAGAGAAGUUAAAAAUAGCCAUGAAACAUCUCAUACCAAGGGUAUUGGAGCAGCAUGGCUUGAGUAUGACAAAUCUUCAGAUUCCUGAGGCUAUGGUCAAACUGAUCAUCGAGAGGUACACGAGAGAAGCUGGUGUGCGCAAUCUUGAGCGGAACCUAGCUGCGUUGGCCCGUGCAGCUGCUGUUAAGGUUGCAGAGCAAGUUAAAACUCUUAGACUUGGCAAGGAAAUGCAACCAAUUACUACAACUCUUCUUGAUUCGAGGCUUGCUGAUGGUGGUGAAGUUGAAAUGGAAGUUAUUCCUAUGGAGCAUGAUAUAUCAAACACUUACGAAAAUCCAUCUCCUAUGAUUGUUGAUGAGGCUAUGCUAGAAAAAGUACUUGGGCCUCCUAGAUUUGAUGAUAGAGAAGCUGCAGACCGUGUAGCAAGCCCAGGAGUUUCAGUUGGUCUUGUCUGGACUUCGGUUGGUGGGGAAGUUCAGUUUGUGGAGGCUGCAGCCAUGGUGGGCAAGGGUGACUUGCAUUUGACUGGGCAGCUUGGUGAUGUUAUUAAGGAGUCAGCGCAGCUAGCUCUGACAUGGGUGAGAGCAAGAGCUGCCGACCUCAAUUUGUCACCUACUUCUGAUAUCAAUUUAUUGGAGAGCCGUGAUAUUCACAUACAUUUUCCUGCUGGUGCUGUGCCAAAGGAUGGCCCUUCUGCAGGUGUGACAUUGGUAACGGCACUGGUGUCACUUUUUAGUAACAGAAAAGUCAGAGCAGAUACUGCUAUGACUGGAGAGAUGACUCUAAGGGGCCUUGUAUUGCCAGUUGGUGGUGUUAAGGACAAGGUACUUGCGGCACAUCGAUAUGGAAUCAAGAGAGUAAUUUUACCUGAAAGGAACUUGAAGGACUUAUCAGAGGUUCCAUCACCAAUUCUCUCUGGCAUGGAGAUUCUGCUUGUGAAGCGCAUCGAGGAAGUACUCGACCAUGCUUUCGAAGGAGGAUGCCCACUUAGAUCACGCUCCAAGUUAUAG